Pediculus humanus corporis (human body louse) is the source of this 528-nucleotide messenger RNA. Its product is annotated as beta 1 syntrophin, putative. Gene Ontology annotation, molecular function: protein binding; structural molecule activity. Bases 1 to 528 code for a protein of 175 amino acids. NCBI's taxonomy places the organism in Eukaryota, Metazoa, Arthropoda, Insecta, Psocodea, Pediculidae. Gene Ontology annotation, cellular component: intracellular anatomical structure; dystrophin-associated glycoprotein complex. The record is from RefSeq and is a predicted model, not a curated record. The transcript has 2 exons.
AUGGCAAGUGUUGGUUAUGGUAGAUCAGGGGUUUUAGAAACCUAUGUAAGAGGACACUGGUAUAAAGUUUUUGUGUCCGUUGAAGAAGAUUAUUUAUCUAUUUGUUUAGAUGAAAACUAUGAAUCAUCUACAGCUCUUAAUGGAACCUUAAAUAAUAAUAAUAAUAAUAAUGGUCUAAAUGAUUCUGGAACGGGAACAAUGGAUGUUGCUGAUGUUCCAGAUUCAGUGGCUAAUCAAAAAAGAGUUGUUAGAGUUGUUAAAUCAGACAGUAAUGGUUUAGGAAUAUCAAUUAAGGGUGGGAAAGAAAAUAAAAUGCCCAUUCUUAUAUCUAAAAUAUUUAAAGGCCUAGCUGCCGAUCAAACUGAGCAACUUUAUGUUGGUGAUGCAAUUUUAUGUGUUAAUGGAGAAGAUUUAAGAGAUGCUACUCAUGAUGAAGCAGUAAAAGCUCUUAAAAAAGCUGGCAAAGUAGUAGACCUAGAGGAACCUAUCCAAUUUUUAUAUAUUGAGUGUCAUCAAAAUCAAAUCUAA